Molecule: messenger RNA, 3726 nt
Organism: Penicillium antarcticum
Lineage: Eukaryota; Fungi; Ascomycota; Eurotiomycetes; Eurotiales; Aspergillaceae
Exons: 1
Coding region: 1-3726 (1241 amino acids)
Source: RefSeq, a predicted model, not a curated record
AUGCAGUCCGUCAAAGCACCUGACUUCCUGGACGCCGUGGCAGUGUCCCGUUCCCGCAGUCCUAGUGUCGUCUCGACCGAUUCUCAGUUUUCUCGAGUCAACCUCAUGUCCCCGCCGUCUGUGACUCCUGCUCCUGGUUUCGUCUCCUCCUCCGCUGCCACAGACAUCAUCUCCGCCGAUCAGGAGUUCAAUGCCGCUGACUUUGUCGCCGAGGAUGAGUGUGGGUCUGGCGCUGCGCUGGUGACCCCGGCCGCUCUCUCUCUUCUCAACGCAUUCCUUGAUAACCUCCUGUUCAACAUUCUCGCAUCGUCGAAAUCCACACAGCUAGCAUGCAUUCGACCGGCCAUGGCUGAAGUGCUGAAGCCCCGCCUCGCCAAAGAAGUUGUGGCUGCGGCCGAGGAGGAACUCAGUGAAUACAUGGGCGGUGCGGAAGAUGAGCAGACCGAGUUCCGCGGAGGCCAAGAGCCUGGCGGUGACUUUGAUCUAGUUCGCUCGUGGAAGUUGACCCGUCUACGAUGCAUGGUCUACACCCGACUGGGUGAUAUGGAAGAAGACGACGAAGAUGAAUUUAUUGCGCAGGAUGGUCUUGGCGAGACCGACGGGGCGCCGCGCAGAUUUACAAGUCAUGUUGACAACAUCACCCCGGCAGCAUCUAUUUUCCUCACCUCAAUUAUUGAAUUUAUCGGCGAACGUGCGCUCGUCAUUGCCGGCGAGACAGCGCGGUCUCGAUUGCUCUCAAAGCUUAACGAUCGCGAUGAACUCAAUGAAGCCGGCGACGAGCGCAAGAGGAUCGAUCGCCUCGUGGUGGAGGAUCUCGACAUGGAGAAGCUCGCCCUGAACCCAACCCUGGGCCGGCUGUGGCGGACGUGGAGGAAACGCAGACGUGGAACCACUCUCACUCGCACCAUGUCUCGCGAAUCAUUUAGCCGUCGUGGAUUCUCUGGCGUCAGUCGCAAGAGCAGCAUUGCCACUAUCGAAGAACCAAUGACCCCCAAUGAACCUCUCCCUCAAUCCCCGCCACUUGACCCCGCCACGGUCCCUCUGCCAAUGAGCGACUACGAUGUACAGGAGAUCGAGGUUCCUGGUUACACUGGUGAUUUGGAGGGUGAGGUGCAAACGAUGCAGGCUGUUGUUGCCCACAAGGUGCGACCGCGCAGUCUGAUGGUGUUCUCCUCACCUUCACUUGCGCCCAGAUCUCCUGGCGGCGACAACUCCCCAGUGAGCGCGUCAGCCAUUGACCCUCCCAAGUUGGUCCGUCAUGUUCGUUCGAGGUCCCUGCCAACUGAGGCGACCAACACUCCAGCGGAAGCGGAAGCGGAAGCCACCCUAGACCAACCUUCGCCCACCCCCUCCGAGAAAAAGAAACUCGAGACUAUGUACGAGGAUGACGAGUCCGCAGAGUUUGUGGAUGCAGUUGAGACUGCCCCUGGCGUUGCGAUCACCACUCCACACAAGACGUCACAAUUGCCCGAAAAUGCAGUAGAAGAUUCCGAUAAGGCGAGGAUGUCUGUCCUGCAUGAGGAAGAGGAGGCGCCUUUGGCGGUUAACGAGAUGGUUGCAUCCUUGCGCGCUGGCAAUGACGAAGAUCUGACUGAUCAAUCCAAUAGUGCUCGGGUCUCUGUCGCAUCCCUGGGCGAUCGAUCGAAUCAGAAAGAUCCCGAAGUCAUUGAGAGCACUGGCUUGUGCGAAAAGCCUAAAUGGACAUCGUCGAUUAAUCGACCCAAACGGAAAUCAUCUAGGGAUGUCAGUCUACUGAAUGCAAGGUCGAUCUCUGCACAAACUAGUGGACCUGAAAUGCAAGCCGUUGCGGAGAAUCAGCCUCCAACGCAAGGGGUGGAGACCACUCAACCCGCGACACCCAACACACCUGUCGAGGCUAUCGAUUCUUCUACUGAUCAAGAUGCAACCGAUGGCGAUCAGAACAAACCUGCCAUGAUUUCCACGCCCCCGACCCGGAACUCUGAUGGCGUCGAAGUCGAAAAGUUCCAAGCCUUCCUUUCAUCUCCCAAUACUUCUCGCCCGACUUCUGCUGAUAGCGAGCGCUCUCAAACAUCGAAAACUCGCCCUAGACCUGCGCCAUUGUUGGUACAGACCAGCAAUCGUAGCUCUACUGCUAGUGAACGAGCCGCUGUUCAGCGCAUGAGCACUCGGCCAUCGACAUCGGUUGCUUCUACCGUCCACACCAAAACCCGCCGCUCUUCGAGUUUCGGGAGUGCACGCGAGAUCAAGCGCCCAGUGACCGCUGGAUCUACUACAUCCCAGGUAUCAACAAAGCUGAAGGGACUCAUGGGUCGACCACAAGGCGAUUCUCCGUCGCUUCGCCUGCGCAGCUCGUCUGAGACGAGCCGGGCAUCUGGCGGCAGCGGGGAUUCUGAUAACGAAAUUGCCGAUUUAGACAAGUUGAUCAACAGCGACGAGACCAUCCACUUCACACUCACUCCCCGAAGUGUGAGGGAAAUGACCUUCCCUGAUCCUCCCAACCGACCAAUUCCCCGAUCAGAAACGACGGACACCUCUGACCUGGCUGAUUUCUUGAAGACUACAUCUCCCCCAGGCGAAGAGAAACACCGUUCUCGCGCCUCUGUUUCUUCCAAGGCAACCGGUGAGAUGAUUCCAGUCUCCCGAACCAAGUCUACUGAGUCGUCCAAGCAUAUCCCGCUUUCCACUCGCUUGACCAACCGCCCAGCGAAGCCUAGUAAGACUACUCAGGCUGCACAGGCGCGGGAUGCGCGAGGCCCUACGGACGCUACGCGCGACUUUGCGGAUUUCAUCAAGGCCCCAGGUGCUCCAAGUUCGCCGUCGACAAGUGCGCUGGCCCAGCCAAAGACUUCUACAUCCGGGGAGCGCCCACAGCCUGUCCGACCUCCAUCCAGUCUGUCAACUGCCUCUCGCGGAAACCGACCCAGACUCGAGGCUCGCUCUGCCGAUACCAGCAGCUCUCAAACAUCCGAGCUCAUUGAUUUCAUCCGCGAGGGUCCUCCCAUGCCAGGUGCCCACCGCAUUCCUCGCACAGUGGCUCCCUUCCGGAAUACCAUUGACUCGGAUGACCUCCAGAUGGACAAUACCCCCGAGCACACUACCGUGGGCUCCAUUGCCAGCACCGGUAAUGCCUCUAACCCCAACAAGUCCAUGACCUCUCUCGGCUCUCGCACAGCGUUGCUAGACUCAAACCGAAACAACGCCCCCGCAUCUGGAAGUGCAACUGCAUUCGAGGACCCCGCUCCUCAACGCAAGCAACGUCGCGUUCGUGACCCGUAUGCCAUCGACGACGACGAUGAUGAUGAAUACCUGGAAGAGCUCCUAGAAUUGGAAAACAAGCCCAAGCCUAAGCGCGAAGAAGAAAGCCUCAUGGAUUUCCUGCGUAGCGCCCCUCCACCCCCAGAGUCCGAUAAACCCCCUGUACCAUUCACAGUGAACACUGCCGCUGCCAAUGCACGCAUGAGAUCCGGAAUGGUCCGCUCUUCCCAGAGCUCUUUGCGCUCCCAAGGAAGUGUCCCAGGAAAGGUUGUGAACAACUAUGCCACGAAGGUCGGCAUGGAGCGAAACAACGGUUCCAUCCCAUCUGCUUCAAACCGCAAGACCGAAACAGGUGACUUAGCCGACUUCCUUCGCAACACUGGACCUCCAGAGCCUGCCGCUCGAGCUGUUUCUUCUCCGACGACCUCCAAGAUGAGCAGCGGGGGCUUGUCUCGCUUUUUCACACGCCGAAAGAAGGUCGAGUCGUAG